Molecule: messenger RNA, 1226 nt
Organism: Leptidea sinapis
Lineage: Eukaryota; Metazoa; Arthropoda; Insecta; Lepidoptera; Pieridae
Exons: 8
Coding region: 50-1204 (384 amino acids)
Source: RefSeq, a predicted model, not a curated record
UAAUCUAGUAGGUUUAAUAACAGUUCCGUAAUUUGUACCAAAUUAUACAAUGAAUUAUCGCAAGCGAGAGAAAGCGUUGAAGCCUAGAAAGAUUUUAAAUGUUAAACCGUCUAAAUAUGAAGCAUCUGAGGCUAUACACACGAAUAUUAAAUAUUGGAAGGAAGUUUUUCAAAACUUAGAUUCAUCCGGCUCUGGAACCCUUAAAAACCAUGAAAUACGCUUGUUAUCCGAAGCGUUGCCACAACGUACAUUCGAGAAUGUUUGUGACAUUCUGCAUAUAAGAAGCAUCUCGCAAGAGCCGACAGCUCAUGAAACAGUUUAUGAAGAAAUCAAACAAGGCAGAAGUAAAAAAGAACCAUUCUUAUCCUUGAGACAAACGUUUAAAGUUGAUGUUGAUGUGGAGUCUGAUAUGGAAGUUGAAAUCAGAAGCAGUGAUGACAAAGAGAGCUCUAUUAAUAUUCACCAAGAAUUUCUUAAGAAGCCCGUUCGUGAACAAAUAACAUGGCCGACCAGAUUUUUAGAACCGGAGAAGGAAGAUGAAAAAAGCCUUGUCAAGAAGGCUGACGAUCUUACUAACAGAAUAGUCCAAGAGUUUUGUGAUUUUAUGAAGGAACUUGGGGGAGACCAACAAUCGCAAUUAUUCACACCUAAAACCAUCAAAGAAUUGUUCCAGAUUGAGUUCGACACACACGCCGCCAGAAGUCUUCAAGUCGUGCCAAAAGAACUGCCAACGGUUGAUGAAAGAGUUGCAAAUGUUACUGGAAAUAAGAGAAAAUCUAAAUACGCCACUUUAGAGCGUGAAGUAUCCAAAGAUAUCAAGGCGGAGGCAAAACCAAACCGUACCAAGGGUUUCAAUAAAAUGCUACCACCGAAAGAUCAGUAUAUAGCUCCUAAAAAUGACACAAAGAAUCUAUGGAGAUCUGCGAGACAUGUACCAAAAGAUCUGGUAACUCUUAAAGCGGUUUGGGAGGACAUCACUAAUUUGAGAAGUGUCAAGGAAUAUUGUCGUUGGAUGAUAAACCAUCCGGAGUAUCGCCGAGCGCCGUACCUCAGUAGUCUCGGCAUGUUCGACUCAGCAGUCCUCAACGCCAGACUGACAUUCGAGACACAAAAUGAACCCGUAGUAGUACCGUCUGAAACAGUCUUACCUGACCCUGUUCAAAAUAUACGAAAACGACUCUCCGAUAUAACCGAACAAAAAUAAAGAUUAUUUGGCUUAACAAUUA